UGCUUGUCAUGAGGGCGUGAAGCUGGCACCAGGAUACUCUGGCAGCUGGGCCCGGAAGCGAGCUGAGGUCUCUGCAGCUGGGGCUGGGUUCCUCGAGGAGCUUGCGUGGAGCAGAGGGAACGUGGCCAGAGCAGCCUUCGGCUGAGGACGGCAGGCCAACACAGAGCCAUGCCUUCUGCGUCUGCCUGCAAUGGAUCGUAGAGAGAUGGAUUUGUACGAGGACUACAAGUCCCCAUUUGAUUUUGACACAGGUGUGAACAAAAGCUAUCUGUACCUGUCUCCUAGUGGGAAUGCGUCUCCACCCGGAUCACCAACCCUCCAGGAACUCGGUCUGCUGAGGACGGACCCUGUACCCGAGGAAGCAGAAGAUGCUGCUGCCAGCAUCAGUGCCACAGAGAACCUGUCCGAGGAGGAGCAAGAAGAGCUGAGGCGGGAACUCGCAAAGGUAGAGGAAGAAAUCCAGACUCUGUCUCAAGUGUUAGCAGCAAAAGAGAAGCACCAGGCCGAGCUCAAGCGGAAGCUGGGGAUCAGCUCGUUGCAGGAGCUGAAGCAGAACAUCGCCAAAGGGUGGCAGGACGUGACGGCGACAUCCGCAUACAAGAAGACCUCUGAAACCUUGUCUCAGGCUGGGCAGAAGGCUUCGGCUGCCUUUUCAUCCGUUGGCUCGGUCAUCACCAAGAAGCUGGAAGACGUAAAAAACUCCCCAACAUUCAAAUCUUUUGAGGAAAAAGUUGAAAACUUAAAGUACAAAGUUGGGGGAACUAAGCCUGCCAGCGGCGAUUUCGGAGAAGUCUUGAAUUCGGCUGCCAGCGCCAGUGCCACUGCUGAGGAGCCUCUUCCGGAGCAAACACAGGAGGGCCUGUGAGCUUCCUCCCUUUGCUGUGCCACCCACUGCCAGAUGCUGCAAGCAAGAUCGAAGCACAUCUUGUCAGCAUUCAUCGCCAUGGAUUUCUACCAGAUGUGCGCUUAUGUAGCUUUACGUAUCUCUCCGACCAAAUAGUCUGUGGGUUACACAAAAGGAAAGGACUUUCACCCCUCUUCUUGGGAACACCCUCUAGCGUGCUUUCGGCCCUUUGUUGAAGAAACACGGAAACACUUGUAGUGAGGACACUUGCUGGAACGAUCUGGGACUGUGCAGGCUCUGUUAGUUGCUUUCUCACUUUAUAAAGAUUGUUCUGGAUGCCAGUUUGCUCUGGCUCCUCUAACAUUUUCUUUUUUUGAAUCUCUGUACAGUUGAUUCGUAGCUGAAGUUGUUCUGAUUUUUCUGAAUCCUGGUUAUUGAAUUUUUCGGUAUUGUUUUCUUUAUCUCCAAGGGAAGAACUACUUGCUGUAAUUAUAUUUUUGGAUAAACACUGUUUUGGUGUAAAGUACAAAUCGCAUUUUAUGUCAUCAGACUAAACAGCUCUGCAUAUGA
Ochotona princeps (American pika) is the source of this 1414-nucleotide messenger RNA. RefSeq names its product tumor protein D52 (gene TPD52). The transcript is spliced from 6 exons. Lineage: Eukaryota; Metazoa; Chordata; Mammalia; Lagomorpha; Ochotonidae. Gene Ontology annotation, cellular component: cytoplasm. The record is from RefSeq and is a predicted model, not a curated record. Bases 191 to 865 code for a protein of 224 amino acids. Gene Ontology annotation, biological process: B cell differentiation.